Messenger RNA from Erinaceus europaeus (western European hedgehog), 2753 nucleotides. RefSeq names its product centrosomal protein 57 (gene CEP57). Gene Ontology annotation, cellular component: centrosome. The record is from RefSeq and is a predicted model, not a curated record. Bases 350 to 1840 code for a protein of 496 amino acids. The transcript is spliced from 11 exons. NCBI's taxonomy places the organism in Eukaryota, Metazoa, Chordata, Mammalia, Eulipotyphla, Erinaceidae. Gene Ontology annotation, molecular function: identical protein binding; microtubule binding; gamma-tubulin binding.
UCGCGCAGGCGUUCCUCGGGUUGUGUUUCAGUCCGUGGGUUCCAUCGCUCUGGGAGACGACCCCCAUCCCGCCGCGCUUCCUUGUGACGUCACUGGAGGGGCGGGUCCGCGCGGCGCGCGGAGGACGACCGGCGUCGUGAUUGGCUGCCCGGCACGUCGGCGCGGACGCGCGCCCGGGAGCCGCGCUGGGCGUCCGUGGGCGUGAGGCAGGGGCUUCCCCGCGCGGCGCAGCACCUCGCCCGCCCCCAGCCUGGGUUCCGGGUCGCCCCCGGCGGGCGGCCCCCCGCGUCUGGGCGCCGGCCGAGGAGUCGGGCCGCGCGGCGCUGCGGAGCCCGCGGGCGGCGCGAACAUGGCGGCGGCGGCGGCGGCGGCCUCUCCGCUCUCGAACAGCUUAACAGAGCCUUCAGGGUCUGGUGGAAACGCAGUUCGCCAUUGCUUGUCUCCUUACGUGGUGUAUCCUGCCGACAAGCCUUUCCUCAACAGUGACCUGCGGCGCGCCCCCAACAAGCCCACGUUUGCCUACCCGGAGAGCAACAGCAGAGCCAUAUUUUCUGCUCUGAAGAAUCUUCAAGACAAGAUUCGACGCUUGGAACUGGAAAGGAUUCAGGCAGAAGAAAGUGUGAAAACCUUGUCUAGAGAAACAAUUGAAUAUAAGAAAGUCUUGGAUGAGCAGAUACAAGAAAGGGAGAAUUCAAAGAACGAGGAGUCAAGACACAACCAAGAGCUGACGUCUCAGUUACAAGCUGCAGAAAACAAAUGUAGUCUUUUGGAAAAACAGCUGGAAUAUAUGCGGAAUAUGAUCAAGCAUGCAGAGAUGGAGAGGACGUCUGUCUUAGAGAAGCAGGUGUCCCUGGAGAGGGAGCGGCAACAUGAUCAAACACAUGUUCAGAGCCAGCUGGAAAAAUUGGAUCUUCUUGAGCAGGAAUAUAACAAACUCACCGCCAUGCAGGCCCUUGCGGAAAAAAAAAUGCAGGAGCUGGAAGCCAAACUCCAUGAAGAAGAACAGGAGAGGAAGCGGAUGCAAGCUAAGGCUGCCCAGCUGCAGACAGGUCUGGAAGCAAAUAGACUUGUCCUUGAAAAUAAGUCUGUGCCCUCGGUUCCCAGUGCCAGAAGAAUUAAAAAAAAAAAGACAAAACCAGCAGAAAAGAAGUCUUCCAGGACCUGUCUGGCUGCACAGCCACAUUACAGAUUAUGCUUGGGGGAUAUGCCUUUUGUAGCUGGAAAGUCCACCAGCCCCAGCCACGCGGUGGUUGCCAAUGUUCAGCAUGUUCUACACCUGAUGAAGCAGCACAGCCGAGCCCUGUGCAAUGACCGCGUCCUCAGCAGCGUGCCGAUGGCGAAGCAAGUGUCUUCCCGAGGCGUGAAGGCUAAGCCGUCGGCCGCUGCCCCCUCUCCCAGCAGCAUCAGUGAAGAGUUGGCAGACGUCCUACAGACUCUGCAAGACGAAUUUGGGCAAAUGAGCUUUGAUCACCAGCAGCUCUCAAGACUUAUCCAAGACUCCCCAACUCCUGAGCUGAAGGACAACUUGGAGUGUGAGCUGGAAGUCUUAGUAGGGAGGAUGGAGGCAAAAGCCAACCAGAUAACCAAGGUUCGGAAAUACCAAGCCCAGCUGGAAAAGCAGAAGAUGGAGAAACAAAAGAAGGAAUUAAGAACCAAAAAGACUCUGGAUGAAAAAGGAAACAGCAGCAGCCAUUGCUUUGGAUACACGGGGGCCGCAAAUAAGAGGAACUUGGCCAAAGUGAGGCCGGGGGAAAAAAGCAGGAAAAACCUCCAGUUGUUGAAGGAAAUGCAGACCAUUCAGAAUCUGCUACAAAGCAGUAACUGGAGCUGGGAGAACUAGCUGGUGCCAGUCCUGCGUCAACCGACGCCGACAGUCCACUUCGCAGGCCUCUCUGCGCCGUGCUCGGGGUAGCCGGCAGCCGGGUGCAGGGGUCUCACUGCAGCAGCAGCAGCAGCAGAAGCAGCAGGUCGCGCCUCCACCACACAGUGGGAACCAUUGCAGGCCACACAGACCCCGUCCCCUUGUUGUAGGUGAAUGUGCUGUCUCAGUGUGUUGCUCUUUGUAAAAAAUGAGUGAUUUUUUACUUGUGGGUGUGGAUUUUUUUUUAACAAUAGCUCUUUGUGUAAAUACAGAUGAAAUUAGGUUUAAAUUAUGGAGAAAUGAAGCUGUCGCUAGUGUGUGUCUGCUUGAGAUGUCUCAUUUCAGUGUCUCUGGCACUCACUGUCCCUUUCUCCUUCCCAGCACACCACUAAAGGGCCAGUGUUCUAAAUACUGAUGCAUUUAAAUAUUUAUUCCUAUUUAAGAAGACUGUUUGUUACGCUUUUUGACAUUUCAAACUCAUCAGUAUUUCAAAUAGUAUACUUGUGCUGAUUUUUAUCCACCAUUAAUUUUUAGAAAGACCCACUAUUCAUUUUAAGUCAAUGAACUGUGAAAUUAUUUUUUUAAAAAAGUUUUUUUUAAGCAAAAACAAAUUGUUAAUGAAGUCCAUGAAAUUUCAGAAAGCUGAGGAGGGGUAGUGUUGUGAAACAUUGGCUGUUUUUAGAUGAUGUUUGUAAUCAUGCGACAAGGCACUGUGGCUUUUGUUUUUGAUCACAUCUGUAGAACAACCACUUGGAUGAUUGCUUUCAUUAGUGUGUGAGCCACUGGACACAUGCCCGUUACUAUGCUGAUGUCUUGAUUUUAAGUGGAUUGACAUGUUUUAUAAAUUUGCCACUGAAGUCAAUAAAGCAACUUUUUAAAGGAAAUACUGAAA